AUGACGGAGGCUUCGGUCGCGAGGGAGAAGUUGUUGCUGGCCGUGUACGCGGACCAGAGGUUUGUGCAGCUGGAGUUGGAAGUCACCUUGGCAAACUCGACAUUGUCCUGGUCGAGAGACCCGAUUGUCGUGGAGGAUGUGGCGGCGUCGACGCCCGAUGCGACGAAGCUGUCAAGCGCGAUACAGGUGCUGGUGAAGUUGACAUGGCCUGAGUCGUACAGGUUUCCAGUGGGGUCGGAGCCGACCUGCCGUCGGUAUCUCCAACCUCCGCGGGGUAGCGACAAUGGCAAGGUCUUUAUUGAACAAGUUGUCGAGGACCUGGAUGCCGACACCAACGGAGACGGGCAAACCGAAGGUAGCAGAGAUAGUAACGUCACCGCUGGCCUGGAACGCAGGAAGAUCGACCGAAGAGUUGGUGAAGGUGAAGCUACCGCCAAGCAGGAGAGUACCCUCAGCGUCGAUUUCGAGGGUGGUCGAGGCAUCAAGCUGGACAUAUGGUCCAAUGCACAAGAAGGUUCCAGAGCAGAGAUCAGGAAUACCCUUCUUGAAGAGAGUGGUUUCGAAGGUUUUGCUGAGAGUAACAUUGGCAUCGAUACCGAGGGCGGCGCCGACCUCAAGGUUUCCGUAAAUAUCAAUGGAACCAGUGAUACCGCAGUCAACACAGAAGACGUUGACAGAGUACGACGCAGUGUCUUCAGAGUUGUUGCCAGCAAAGUUGUGAAUAAACAACUGCUCACCCCAGGUGCUAGCAUGGUAGUCCAUGAGCGCGUUCAGACCGGCCUCAACUUCGUUAAUGAUGGCUUGGGCGGCGGCAGACAUGUCAUCGUAGGUAAUAACAGCAGCAGUCUCAACGUCGUCGACGACGGUAAUCGCAUCAGUGGCAACGGCCUGGGCGACCGAGACAACAACGGAUGCGACUUGAGUAGCGACCGAUUCAAUAGCACUAGUCACGUCGGAAACAACAGAAACAACAGCAGACGCACCAGCCUCGGCUAG
Penicillium canariense is the source of this 996-nucleotide messenger RNA. RefSeq lists its product as uncharacterized. The transcript is spliced from 7 exons. Bases 1 to 996 code for a protein of 331 amino acids. NCBI's taxonomy places the organism in Eukaryota, Fungi, Ascomycota, Eurotiomycetes, Eurotiales, Aspergillaceae. The record is from RefSeq and is a predicted model, not a curated record.